AUGACUGUUCGUUCGGAGAGUUACCAUGCACACGCCUUGAAUCCAUUCAGCGGCGCCAGCAGCAACCACUAUGACACGUCUUCUCUGCCCGUGCAGAGCGGUUCGAUACUAGCCUGUCUAUGUGCUUCUGCCGUGUUCCUGUACUAUAUUCUCUCAUAUUUUGACGCCCUGCCUGGCACGAUUCCACGAGCUCUCUGGAAUAUCCUUGUCUAUCUAACACCGUCUCGCAUCGUCCUUGCGCUGGACACGACGACCGAAUCCCAGGACCAAGCCGCCUCGAUGACGUUUCCUAGCUUCCAAGCGAAGAGCGAAGCGAUGCAACGAAUAUUGGGCCUCGACAAGAGUUCGUUAUAUUCCAUAUUUCCCCGCGCGCGGAGCUUGUCGGGAUUCGGGAACGCCCUGUUGGGCGGAAAGGAGCCCAUCCCUCCUGGGCUAGGUAACUGGGACAACUCCUGUUAUCAGAAUAGUAUCAUACAAGGGUUGGCAUCGCUCCGGUCGUUCGAAGCUUUCCUUGAACGGAAUAUCCACGACUUGGCCGACCGAGGUACCCUCUCGACGCAUCGCGCUCUGAGGGAUAUCAUCGCGCGACUGAACGACCCCGCGAACCAUGGGCAGAGGCUGUGGAUACCGCCGGAAUUAAAGUCUAUGAGCAGUUGGCAACAGCAAGAUGCCCAGGAAUAUUUCUCGAAAAUUGUGGAUCAAGUCGACAGGGAGGUUUCGCAAGCAUCGAAGAGACUGACAAGUAAUCUUGGACUGAAGGUGGCGGGACCACAAGAACAUGUUCUGGGAGUUUCUUCUGCGUCAGAAGACAGGAGGCUCCGUGUCCAUGGGGCAGAACAAUAUGCGUCGCUUCGAAAUCCUCUAGAAGGUCUGCUCGCGCAACGAGUGGGCUGCAUGCGGUGUGGUUGGACUGAAGGGUUGUCGCUGAUCCCGUUCAACUGUCUAACAGUCUCCCUUGGAAGGAACUGGGAAUAUGAUAUACGAGAGUGUCUGGAUGACUACAUGACGCUCGAGCCUAUCGAGGGCGUCGAAUGUGCGAAAUGCACCUUGUUGCGCACGAAGGAGCAGCUCAGUCAUCUCCUGAAGCAAAUUGAAGAAGAUGAGGAGCUUGCAAAUGGAUCCCAAACCCCCAAACUGUCAGACGCACUGAAGAGCUCUGCUCAAACACGUCUCCAAGCUGUCCAAGAAGCCCUGGACGAUGAGGACUUUUCGGAGAAGACGCUGUCAAAGAAAUGUCAUAUACCAUCAAAGAAUAGGGUGUCGACGACGAAAUCGAGGCAAGCUGUAAUUGCCCGGGCGCCGAAGUCCCUCGUUAUUCAUGUUAAUCGCAGUGUGUUUGACGAAAAUACUGGCAUGCUGAGAAAGAACUACGCAGACGUCAGGUUUCCAAACACUAUUGACCUGGACGAGUGGUGUUUGGGGACCAAAGCUGUUGAUGAGAAAGGCGAGGAAGCUCCAGAGAGAUGGGAUACCAAUCCCCAGCAAUCCAUGCUUCCUCGACCAGGGGUUACGAGGGAAGUUCUUGACCGGCGAUAUGAGCUGCGUGCUGUUGUAACGCACUAUGGCCGACACGAAAAUGGGCACUAUAUUUGCUACAGGAAGUAUCCUGUGGAACAUUUCCCCGCAACUGUCCCUGAGGCGGUCCUGCACGCGGAUGGAGAGAAGGAAAGGCCCGAACGUUGGUUCCGUCUCAGUGAUGAUGAUGUGCAGAUGGUCAGCGAACGCAGCGUGUUCUCACAGGGCGGGGUUUUUAUGCUUUUCUACGAGUACAUUGAAGAGCCACGUUCUACAGACGAAAAGCUUGGGGAUACCCAGUCGGAGAUUGAUGAGAAGGCUCUCGUAAAAGAAGAGUCUGUUGCGUCGACUACUACUCUGGAGGCACCUUCGUAUCAGCCCUCCACUGGUGAACACUUAAGCGAAACCGAGGGUAUUCCGGCACCUGAUGAGACGUCUUCAACCGAAUCCGAGGUUUUUGACUCGGAUACGUCAGCAGGGAGUCAGCCAUCGAGCGUGUCUCAUGGUUCAUCGUCUCCGGGAGAUGCAAAACCGUCCGAUACCACUCUUCCAGCAGUCUCACCCGAGCCAAACGUAUCAACGGUGGCUGAUAAGGGACAAAAUGAAGAGAAACCAUCGGAUAUAUGA
This is a messenger RNA of Rasamsonia emersonii CBS 393.64, 2142 nucleotides long. Its product is annotated as Ubiquitin thiolesterase. Gene Ontology annotation, biological process: protein deubiquitination. The coding region runs from base 1 to 2142 and encodes 713 amino acids. Gene Ontology annotation, cellular component: cytosol; nucleus. NCBI's taxonomy places the organism in Eukaryota, Fungi, Ascomycota, Eurotiomycetes, Eurotiales, Trichocomaceae. Gene Ontology annotation, molecular function: cysteine-type endopeptidase activity; cysteine-type deubiquitinase activity. The record is from RefSeq and is a predicted model, not a curated record. The transcript has a single exon.